Alternaria burnsii is the source of this 1224-nucleotide messenger RNA. RefSeq lists its product as uncharacterized. Gene Ontology annotation, molecular function: aminopeptidase activity. The record is from RefSeq and is a predicted model, not a curated record. The coding region runs from base 1 to 1224 and encodes 407 amino acids. The transcript has a single exon. Lineage: Eukaryota; Fungi; Ascomycota; Dothideomycetes; Pleosporales; Pleosporaceae.
AUGUCUUCUCUGUCAGCAUCUGGUACUCCACGCCAGCGCAUUCGUAAUCUGUUGCCAAUGCUGUAUCUUGGCCGUUAUCAGCCUGGCCCCAAGAAUAGCUUGACAGACGUUCCUGGUGUACUUGUGCAUACGGAAUCCAUCCAUUCAUCGCCCGCCUAUCCUGACGCACCACCAAACGACAUCAACACAGGCGUAACAACCAUUCUGCCGCGCAGAGAUUGGUUUCACAAAGCCUGUUUUGCAGGCAUAUUUCGUUUCAAUGGCUCUGGAGAGAUGACUGGAGCUCACCUCAUCGAGGAAAUGGGCCUCUUGUUUUCUCCUAUCAUCAUCACGGGUAGCUUCGGCGUUGGCUCAGCAUAUAACGGCAUCUACGAAUCCGCCAUCCGUGAUAACUGCGACAAGAGCGGCAAGGUCGAUUGGUUCUUGCUGCCUGUCGUUGCGGAAACCUUUGAUGGCUUCUUGCACGAUGUAUCCAAGUUCGCUGUGACCCCGAAGCACGUUGUGGAUGGCAUCGACAAAGCCAGCAGCGAGCCAGUAAAAGAAGGGAACACGGGAGGUGGUACGGGUAUGAUCUGCCAUUACUUCAAAGGAGGUACUGGAUCGAGUUCUCGUGUAGUGCCGGGUGAAGAUGGCAAAAGCUAUACCGUGGCUGCACUGGUUCAAGCAAACUACGGCAAGAUGUGGGACUUCAAGAUUGGAGGCGCGCCGAUUGGCAGAAUCAUCUACGAGGAGCAGAAGCGUAAGAUCGAAGAAAAUCCUGACGACCCAGAUCUGAUGGCGCAAGCGAAUUUGCUGUUUAAAGUGAAGAAAGAGAAGGAUAAGAAAGACGGGUCUAUCAUCAUAAUCCUUGCCACAGACGCUCCGCUUCAUCCGCAACAACUGCAACGACUGGCUAAACGUGCAACCGUUGGACUAUCACGCGUAGGCGGCUAUGGCACGAAUUCUUCAGGCGAUGUCUUCCUUGCCUUCUCCACAGCCAACGAGUUGCACGUUCAGACUGUCACAGCAGGCCAAGCUUCUGUCGAUCCGUACAAAGCGAGAGAAGUGCCAGUAAAGAUGACUGACGACCAGACUAUCAAUGCCUUAUUCGAGGCGAGUGCCGAUGUGGUGGAAGAGGCUAUAUACAACGUGGUCUGUAUGGCGGAAACGAUGGAAGGCAACGGAAACAAGAUCGAAGGGCUAAAUUUGAGUCGAGUCAAGGAGCUUAUGCAGAAGUACCUGUAG